CACCACCAGUCCACCAUUCCAGCAUCAUCACCACCACCCGAGACAAAAAAAUAAAAAAAACCCAACAACACUGUAACGAGAAUAUACGGCAAAACCCUAGAUCUCUCUCUCCUCUCGGCAUUGCUGGCUGGGGUGUGCGGCGGCCCGCAGUGGUGAGGGACGCACGGCGAUGGCCUCCGCCGCCGCCGUCAUCGCCUCGCCGGCCCCCGGCGCCGCCGCGGCCGAGCCCGCCGCCUGGCUCGUCGACGAGCGCGACGGCUUCAUCACCUGGCUGCGCGGCGAGUUCGCCGCCGCCAACGCCAUCGUCGACCACCUCAUCUUCCACCUCCGCUCCAUCAGCGAGCCGGGCGAGUACGACCACGUCUUCUCUCUCGUCCAGCAGCGCCGCCACCACUGGCCGCACGUGAUCCACAUGCAGCAGUUCUUCCCCGUCAGCGACAUCGCCUUCGCGCUCCAGCAAGCCAGCUGGCGCCGCCACGCGCCGCCGGCCCAGGCGCUCGGGGCUGGCGCGUCGCCGGCCGCGCUCCCGCCGCCGCCUCCUCGCCGCGCCUCGUUCUCGCAGUCCCAUCACUCCCACCAGCACCAUCGCCACGGCGCCCACUACCGCCCCGAUCCAGCGCGCGGCGCCGCCACUGCGGCGACUGGAUCCGAGAAAGAUGGACGUGAAGUUCAUAAUAACAAGGAAGGGAGGGGGCUGAAAGAAGCGGGGAAUGUCGUCGAUACUAAAAGUUUGCGGUUGGAUUCUCCUAUAACUGAUGAAGGUGAGGAAAAAUCAAAGCUGCAAGCUGUUUCUGAAGAAAGUAGCAAAAUGGUUGCAACCCCUGUAGAGUAUUCAACCAAUGAGAUCAUUGAUGGCAGCAUGGUUAAUACUGUUGAAGGGCUCAAGGUUUAUGAAGGAUUACUAAAUGUAACCGAGGCAAAUAAGAUCCUUUCCUUAGUCAAUGAAACAAGAGCCUCUUACCGGCGAGGGGGGCUUGAAGCUAGACAGAAGGUUAUUAUUGCUAAAAGACCAAUGAAGGGUCAUGGACGGGAAAUUGUUCAGCUGGGUGUUCCUAUUAUUGAUGGCCCUCCUGAUGAUGAAAAUCUAAGAGAGACAAGGGUGGAGGCGAUUCCUGGGCUGCUGAAUGAUCUGUUUGAUCGCUUGUCUCAGCAGGAAAUUAUACCCUUCAAGCCAGAUUAUUGUGUCAUUGACAUCUUCAAUGAGGGAGACUAUUCUCAUCCUCACCAAUCCCCUUCUUGGUAUGGUAGACCUCUUUGUACCCUCUGCUUAACAGAUUGUGAUAUGGUGUUUGGCCGUUAUAUAUCAGGAGAAAAAGGCGAUCAUAGAGGUCCUCUGAAGCUCUCGCUCGCAACUGGGUCACUUCUACUCAUGCAAGGGAGAAGUAUUGACUGUGCAAAGCGAGCUAUUCCUGCUACACGCAAGCAGAGAGUCAUACUGAAUUUUGGAAAGUCCGUAGCAAGAAAGCACAUCCCAGCUGAAAGUGCCUGGUCUACUCCAUUAACACCUCCUAUGCCCUGGGGUCAGUCAUCAAGGCCAGUUAACGGCUCCCGCCAUCCCCAAAGUCCUAAACACUAUGGGUAUGCUCCAAUCAGCGGUGUACUUCCAGCACCACCAGUUGGAGCUCAUCACGUCCCACCGUCUGAUGGGAUGCAGCCACUAUUUGUAGCCCCUGCUCCUAUUUCUGCUGCAGCCAUACCUUUCACGCCAACUGUUCCCUUGCAAAAUACAUCAGCUGCUUGGAUACAAGAAGUUACUCCAAGGCCUGCUCCGCCACGAUUCCCUGGUCCUGGUACGGGGGUCUUCCUUCCUCCGGGAUCAGGCCACCCUCUGCCUCAUCAGAUGAUGCCGGCUUCUCAUGGCCAUGGCGAACCCAACUCUCCACAAGGUUCAUCCGCUUACCUGCAUAGUAAGGUCAAUGGCAAGGAGACAUCUAAUGGCAAUCUUUCUCCUAAGAACUCGCCGAGAAAGACAUCUUGCACAGCCGAGGAGAAACCAGAAUGCAAUGGGAGCUUAAAUGGUGGUGGCGGCUCUGCGGAUGAGAAGUCAACUGUAGGUAUGGAGCAGCAGAAUGGUGUUCAGAAGAAUGUUGGGAGUAGCAAGGUCCAGCCACAUGGACAUGCAACUGAAUAGAGUGGGACUUAUAGUACAUAGACAACAGAAAACUGAAGAGACGAGGAGUUGAAUUUUGGGCCGUGAAUUUGCGGUAGUGCGCAGAGCUCAGCAGAGGUCUUUGCUGGCACUCUCUUGUCCCUGACAAGAAUCAUCGUGUCAAGUUCUCGAGACGGAAAACAUUUGUCCUAAACUUUGUAGCUGCACUGUUGCAAAUCUAGAUUAUCGACAUUGCCUCGGGUUAUCAUCUGCUAUCAGAGUCGUGGGCAGUGAAAACCAUUUCUGAUGGUUUAUGUUGCCCAAAUAUUAUCGACCUAGUACAUCUGAAAUGGGAAAAAAUGUGGACGAAAUUUCUUGC
This is a messenger RNA of Zea mays, 2468 nucleotides long. RefSeq lists its product as uncharacterized. Gene Ontology annotation, biological process: mRNA catabolic process. Lineage: Eukaryota; Viridiplantae; Streptophyta; Magnoliopsida; Poales; Poaceae. The record is from RefSeq and is marked predicted. Gene Ontology annotation, molecular function: mRNA binding; demethylase activity.